This is a messenger RNA of Clonostachys byssicola, 426 nucleotides long. The record is from the annotation of a GenBank genome assembly. Lineage: Eukaryota; Fungi; Ascomycota; Sordariomycetes; Hypocreales; Bionectriaceae.
AUGAACAACAGCACAGAAUCAACCAUCGACAACAGCGACACUUGGCCUGACUGGAGGCUUCUGUCCAGCCAGCUAGAUGGAGUGUCACCAACCGAAGCAUUUACAUGCCGUCUGCGCGUCCAACACUCAGCCAACCAGAGCUCCCAACCAGAGCGAUGUCGCCUAUGUGCCAUCAUCUGGUUCUGCGUCAAUCGCGGAGAAUACCGAUCCAUCACUCGUCUGAAUGAGCCUGUCAGGGCCUGCUUGGCAGCGAGGGAGCAUGAGCUUGCACGCAAACUUGCCUCUUUCAUCGACCACAACAGACGGUCAUUCCCAGGAGACGGCGGAAGACGGGCCGGGCUCGAACGAAUCCUCGCAAGGAGGCUUGAUUUGCCCACGCUACGUCGCAUGCCCGCAUAUCCUAGUGAUUUUGCAGAGGCUUACGAU